Molecule: messenger RNA, 780 nt
Organism: Fulvia fulva
Lineage: Eukaryota; Fungi; Ascomycota; Dothideomycetes; Mycosphaerellales; Mycosphaerellaceae
Exons: 2
Coding region: 1-780 (259 amino acids)
Source: RefSeq, a predicted model, not a curated record
AUGGCUACAGAUGCACCUAGCCUGUCCGAUGGCUGCACCAACGAGCAGGAGAUGUCGCUCGAAGCCCAGGUCGCAAAACUCAUCGAGAAACAUGCCAGCUCACGCGAUGUGCAGCCACCUUUCUCAACCGGCGAGAUCAUUGUGAUGGCAAUCGUCUUGAGCGGCCUGUCGAUAUUCAACAAAGCAGACGUUCUUAAAGCCAUCAACGCCAAACUAGUGGAGUCAUACUUCGUUGCGAUGGAUGGUGGAUAUUUCCCGAAUAAUCAAGAAUGGGAAGAUGAACUUGUUUGCAUCGUACCUGACUUUUUCGAGACAUUCCCCUCUUACAAACUGCCACUACGCCUCCAUAGCUAUGAUCGGGAUGAGCGCGACCCCGUUAAUGCGGAAUACGCAAUCACGAGAUCGGCAGCACGAUAUUAUCUCCGGGAUCUACUUGAGCCAAAACGACGUGGUACUGUCCCUUUCACGAAAUUACCAGCAGAGCUCCGCAAUAUCAUCUAUGAGAUGGUUCUGCGCUUCCCAGCACCCGGACUCUACAUCAGUCACAGUGUGAUGAGCAAGCCUCUGAAGCUCCACUCGAUCAGACGCAUGGACGAGGUCGAUGUCACCGGUGGCCCUAUGGAAGAGCUGUCCUUGGAUUUUGCUGUGCCACAGGAAUACGCAGACCAUUAUCUCGAGGUCAACCUCUCCAAGACCGAUCUGGCCCUGCUCAAAGUCUGCAGGCAAAUCCACCACGAGGCUAUGCCCAUCUUUUACGGACUCAACACCUUCCUCGCAUAG